This is a messenger RNA of Aspergillus ibericus CBS 121593, 309 nucleotides long. RefSeq lists its product as uncharacterized. The record is from RefSeq and is a predicted model, not a curated record. Lineage: Eukaryota; Fungi; Ascomycota; Eurotiomycetes; Eurotiales; Aspergillaceae. Bases 1 to 309 code for a protein of 102 amino acids. The transcript is spliced from 2 exons.
AUGAGGAUCCCCUCCCCCAGAGUCACCCGUGAAGAAUCACAACAACAACAACAACAACAACAACAACAACAACAACAACAACAACACAGGGUGUUGAUGCAUCACAAAAGCAACGACCCUCCCCGCCUAGACCCCUUCGCGCCCCCCUCCAAUGCGUUGUCCAAACCCGGUAGCCAGUCGUCCGGCUCGCAAGCUCCCCGGCUAGUCUACCUGUCGACUUGCUUACAGCAACUUCCCUGCCUCUACCGGCUUCCCCAACGCACAUACAGUGCAACAAUGGACCCGUUCAGCCCCGGUCGCGUACAGUAG